Drechmeria coniospora is the source of this 1329-nucleotide messenger RNA. RefSeq lists its product as uncharacterized. Gene Ontology annotation, cellular component: SAGA complex. Lineage: Eukaryota; Fungi; Ascomycota; Sordariomycetes; Hypocreales; Ophiocordycipitaceae. The transcript is spliced from 4 exons. The record is from RefSeq and is a predicted model, not a curated record. Gene Ontology annotation, biological process: regulation of transcription by RNA polymerase II. Bases 1 to 1329 code for a protein of 442 amino acids. Gene Ontology annotation, molecular function: transcription coactivator activity.
AUGCCCGACAUCGACCCCGCGGCCUUGAGCCGGCCGCCGGUGACGCUCUCGACGCCCGUCCUCUCCAGCAAAUCCCUCACCAUCAACGCCUCGGGCGUGACCAAGACCACCAAGACGAGCCAAAUAAUCCCGGCCCGCAUCGACCUCGAGUCGCCCUACACGGCGCUCAAGUCGACCAUCCCCAACGAGCACUGGGUCGUGUACAAGGAGGCCACGGCCGAGUUCCUGACCGGGCGCCUGAGCCAGGAUGAAUUCUCCGAACGCAUCGAUCCGCUCCUCGCCGGCGACAACGGCGAGAAGGAACACCUCCACAACCAGCUCGUGGCGGCCAUCUACGGCAACGUCACGCGCGAGAUGCCCGACCAGGGCAUCGCCCCGUGGGUCAGCGCCAACGACAAGCCGAUGGCCAACGCCGGAAGCAAACCCAUCACGGGCGACGCGGCGGAGCGAAGGCUCAAGGGCGACGUGAUGCAGUUGCCGGCGCGCGACCGCCGACGGAUCAAGGAUCUGGUGCACAACGAUUACGACCCGCACGAGAACCUGAGCAACCUGUUUUCCGAGUCGUACCGUCGGUCGUCGGCGGUGGCGGACGUUCCGCCGAGCGCCGGCGGCGGAAUCAACAAGAUGAACUUUGACUUGGAGAUCAGGAAGCGGUUCACGCAGUCGCUCGCCGUCGAGUCCGGCGAGUUUCCCGACGUCGGGCAGAUCACGGGGCGGAUGCUGCCGCUAUGCUACGAAGCUGGGCUUCCGAGCGGGCACGCCAACGACGCGCCCCACCUCAUGUCGGUGGCGGCCGACAUCUUCAUCAAGGAAGUCCUGACGCAAAUGUUCAGCCGCACGCGCAGCAACGGACCCGGCGACUCGGGCAGCGCCGGCUUCGGCAUCGGCACGACGUGGAUACAGACUCGCAAGUACCGCAAGCAGCUCAGCCAGGAGGAGGACGCGGCCCAGCGCGGCGAGCUCACGCGGGACAAGAGCGGCAUGCUCCCCGUCGAGGCCAAGGCGGCCAUCGAGCGCGGCCCGCUGACCAUGGCGGACAUGCGGCUCGCCCUCGAGAUGGCCGACUCGGGCAUGGCCCAGUUCCCGGCGCUCACGACGCAGGUGCUGUACGGCUACCGCGAGGGCGAGCUGGAAAACACAAACGACUACACGUGGGUCAACGACGCGGCACCGGCCGUCGACGACGCGGCCGACGACAACGCGAUGCUCGCCAACGGCCACACGGACCCCAUGGACAUUGACAGCGACAUCACCUGGGACGGGGCCAACGCUAAGGACAUGGACGUGCUCGACUGCGUGCUCGACUCGUGCCUCGCCGUGGGCUCCUGA